AUGGGCUGCCAACAUUGCUCGCCUGGGUAUGCCAUUCUGGACAGCGGUUGCGGCAAGACAAUUAUCGGGAGACAAACCUUGGAAGCUUUUCAGGAGAUCUGGAGAGAAGCCGGCUUUGAUGUGAAGCCGGAGGUGUUGGAGAAGAAUGUGUUCCGCUAUGGGAACGGACAUCAGGAAGUGAGCAACUCGGUGAUUGAGAUGCCUGUGUUUCUUGCCGGACGGCCCGGUCGCAUUCGAGCGGCUAUCGUCCGGGGGCAAGCCCCGUUGCUGCUGUCAAGACCGGCUCUCAAGACGCUUCAAGCCCGCGUGAAUUUUGUUGACGAUACAGUGCUUUUAUUUCCUGAGCAGGUGGCCGUUCCGAUGGAAGUCAAUUCAGCCGGACAGUAUGCCGUACGAGUGGUCGGAUUUCCACCGCAGGCGCCCGCUUUGUUCAAGCCCAGCGGUGAAGCCGCGUCCGAAGCAAAGCCAGAGCCUGUUUCGGCCAAUGUGGCCGAUGCGUUCACCACCGUUUUGGAGCAAGGCGGCGCCACUUUCAAGCUAACUGCGGCAGACGCCCAUUGGAAAAACUACGAGAUCUCAAAUCGAAGAGUGUGCCAUAUCCGUCACGAGAAGUCCAAGAGCCGGAGGCAAGACUUGUCGUCCGCCGACCGUCGAGAACUUGCCGAUCGAUUCCUGAACGGGGACCCCAUUGAACAGCUCGUGGCCUCAUACAUGAAGAAGAAGUCCUCAAAGGAAUUAGCGGUUACCGGUAACCCACCAGAGCUUCAGAAGAAGAUCGACGAGGCAAAAGCACUCGAAUGGUGCACCAUCCAGGGGAAGCACGCCGGUAGAUUGGUCCUAGGACCUGAGGCCGAUCUCGUUCGAGAGAAAUUUCCGCAUCGAAUUAUGGGUAGUCGGUUUGUAGUGACCAUCAAGCAAGAGGAAGAUGCACCACCUCGGACCAAAGCCCGCUGGUGCUUACUUGGACACCUGGACCCAGACCUGACGGACAAGGCGCAGUUAGGUGACCUGCAGAGUCCGACUGGCGAGGGGGGAAUCCCCGGCGUUCCAGACAACGCCUUGAUAGAGAUCUUGGGUCAUGUCUACGGCUUGAAUGAUUCCCCAGCUGCAUGGUAUCGCAAGCUCAGUAGUGAACUCCUCCGAGUCGGGUUUGAACGUUCUCGGUUUGACAGUUGCCUGUUCUAUUUCCGAGAAGAUGGUAGAUUGACUGGAGUCUAUGGGGUCCAUGUCGAUGACUGCGUCACGGGGGGUUCCGGGAACGGGUACCACAAAGCCAUCCAAGAACUCAAAUCCACCUUUGAAUUCCGGAAGUGGCGCAUUGGGGAAGGGGACUUUUGUGGAGCUCAAUACUCUCAAGACCCCAAAUCCUAUGAGAUCACCAUGUCACAAGCAAAGUUUGCGCAGAAGAUACGUCCUUUGCAUCUUAGUAGAGAUAGGGCUAGAAACCGUGAUGCCGUUUUGACCGAAAAAGAAAUCAGUUGUCUGAGAGCCAUCAAUGGAAGCCUCAACUGGUUGGCAAACCAGUCCAGGCCGGACUUGGCGACUCAAGUGUCAUUUUCACAGCAGGCCUUUCCACAGCCAACCGUCGGAGACGCCAUCUCGGCGAACCACGCCGUGCGUCGAGCAAAACAACAUGCCGACCAAGGGCUGAAGUUUUGUUCUAUUUCUCCUGAUGACUUAGGUCUCAUGUGCCAUUCCGAUGCAGCUUUUGGAAACGCUCGUGCGGGAGCCACCCAAGGAGGGUUCAUUGUUAGCUACACACACCAGGGAGUAAACCAAGGCUUAGACAGUUCAUGGACACCAGGCUAUUGGAAGAGUUUUCGACUUCCCAGAGUUGUUAGUUCAACCCUCAGCGCAGAAGCACAGAGCAUGUCUGUGGCUUCCAGCAUGUUAGAGUGGACGUCGCUGCUUUUGUCGGAAGCGCUCGACGGUCCUCGUUUUGCUCGGAGCCUUUGGUCAGGGAUGGGGAACAGGGUAGUCAUGUUGAUCACGGACUGUAAAUCCUUGUACGAUCAUUUGGUUUCCCAGUCAUCCCCUACAUUAGACGACCGAAGGACAGCCAUAGAUAUUGUUAUUCUAAGGGAUAGUAUUGAGAGACUCAAAGCUGUUUUGCGUUGGAUUCCCACCAAUCGUAUGCUGGCCGAUGGCCUGACCAAGGAAAGCCCCGAAGCUUUCGACCUCCUUCGUUCUUGUUUAAGGACAGCAUCCUACCAGAUCAGUCCAGAAGACCUGGUCCUUAGACGCCGAGCCGCCGAGAGAGAGAGAGAAGACAGCAAUUUGCCAAAAAGCCCUCGACUCACGGAAACACAGAGCCACACACCACCGAGAGUGUGUGAUUUUGGAGCGGCAUUCACCAGUGCCGAGUUCGAUGAGGUUGUGCGUCUGACUACCAAAGCCCGUGAACACGGGGUAUGGGACUCAGUCAUGCAGCGCGUGUUGAGCAUCGAGAACCAGAAGGCCGAAGAAACAUCCAUCAGCACCCAGACUGGAGCCAUGACGGAUGGAAGCAAACGCCUCCGCGAGAGCGUUGAAGCCAGUCCCAAAGAGAUGUUUGGUUACACCGUCUCUCCGGCAACCCCGACACCGAUGCCUUCAGGAUCAACGACGUUUGAGACGCCGUGCUUGGAAGUGCACUUGCCUCCAGGCAUUCACAGUGUGGAUCACUGGGGCCGAUCAGUCGUGAGCUUCGGAAAAUUCAAAGGACAGAAAACAUAUGAGGAGCUCGCCACCGGGACAGACGAAGGCUUGGAAGGCUAUAGAGCCUUUUGUUUUUCCCACUUUAAAUCAGGGUCCGGCCCGCUGCGUGACCUCGUUGAAUUUUUCAAGGCACGUGGCUUGAACCCUUCUGACAAGCCAUGCAUUCCCGGCACACAAUUGCCAAGAACAUUUACAAAGAAUUCUUAA
Molecule: messenger RNA, 2904 nt
Organism: Durusdinium trenchii
Lineage: Eukaryota; Dinophyceae; Suessiales; Symbiodiniaceae
Source: the annotation of a GenBank genome assembly